UCGUCUUCUUCAUUUCUCCAUCCAACAAUGUCCCAGGCAUGAGGAGGGAGAACAAGGUAAGGAGGGGCUUUGCUGGGGGCUCCCUCGGCGGAACUAGAAUGGUACUACGAGGGAGGUCACCGGACGGAGGAGGGCGGAUGGGUCCUGGAGGAGGCUGAUGGCCGAGGUUCUCCCAUGGCGGCGGCAGAGCUGCUUUCGAGGAUGCGGAAGGAGCAGGCGCCAACGACCGAUGCUCUCUUUUGGUGUCAUUCACAGUUUAGCAGGUGGUUAUGUUAAGGUGGAGCAAUUUGAGUGGAGCAGCAAGUGUAUCGCCCUCGUAUUUGCUCAAUCCUUACUAUUCCCAAAAAUGCAGAUGCUCUCUUUUGGUGUUAAUCACAGUUUAGCAGGUGGUUUUGUCAAGGUGGAGCAAUUUGAGUGGAGCAGCGGCUGUAUUUCCCUACUCUAUUCCUGGAGUGGUCUGACCUGCCGCUCAUGUUCCUCGACAGUUCAGUGACGACAACUUCCUUCUCAACAGCAUCACCUGCUGCUCCUCCCGAAGAACAGAACGUCUUGAAGCUGCCGAUUAUUCUGCUUCAUCUUCUGUUGUUAUUUCCUUGGUGACUAACUUCACUACGUCCCGGUCUUCUUCUAUGUCGAUCCUCUGUGUUGCUCCUGAAAUUCGUGUGAAGUAGUAUCAUGUGAUGUUAUUUUGUUCAGUUAUGAGACUUGUGCUUGUUUCCAUACUUUUUUUGAGAAUUUGACAAUGGUAUUACCAAUUUACUUUCAUCCCA
Messenger RNA from Lolium perenne, 770 nucleotides. Lineage: Eukaryota; Viridiplantae; Streptophyta; Magnoliopsida; Poales; Poaceae. The record is from RefSeq and is a predicted model, not a curated record.